ACCUAACCAAAAUAAACUAUCCCCCAAACAAAACCUUUACCAAAACAAAACUUUCCUCUUAAUGAAACUUUCUUCCCCUUACCCUAACGCCUCCCAAUCUUGAUUAUUUUCCAUGCUAGUUACAAGAUUCUUCACCUAUCCCAUGAUCCAGUGACCGGCAGUCUUAACGAGACGACAAUGACGGCUAAGCGGAAGGCGGUGGCCGAUCUCUCUACCAAUGCGAAUACAGCUCGCGAGCGAAAGCGUCGGGAUGCCCGGGAUGCAAGUCGCGUCGAAUAUGAGAACCGCAAAAAGGCUGAUCAGACUGCGGUAUCGCGCGCACGGGCAGCUAUAGCGCUGUUACCAAAUUUCAGGUCGAGUGGGACCGACAAGCGACAAGAGCUACUUCGUGUAGCGGUCGAACAAGUGACCAACGAAAGGAUUAAUCGUGGAGUCCAUCACUCGCUCCAUCCCCUUGCGGCGGUCCCUGCGACGACUAGGACUGCGCAGGACCCAAAGUUAUUUCUCAAUAAGCUCUAUCCCGAUGCCGAUAACGAUAGCGAUUGGGAAGAUCUCCAUGAAGAUAUGGAAACUUCGGUCGAUCAGGAUUUCGAAAUCCUAAACAGUAUGCCCCUCCCGCCAACAUUUAAUUCGACGGAUUUCAGGUUCUGGGCGGAAUACAAGCGAACUGUUGCCAAAUAUGAUUUCUAUAAUCGGAUCGAAUUGGGAGAAUGGCGUCGCUUUACCAAACGAUGGCAACGAGCACGAAAGGCGGUUCUAUAUAAGAGCCGAGCUAUCAACCGAGCGAGAACUUUAGACGGUCGGCUUAGCCUUGGAAAGCUAUGGCUUCUGGUAGACACCGUGGAGAUUUUGCGAUCGAGUGCCGAACUGCAAAGGCUGAUCCGAGCAGAUUGGCAAUCUUUCGGCUUAAACGCCGAAGACCAAGAUUGCGCAGAACUUGAGUGGAUAGUUCGUAAUGCCCCGGCGUUGGACGACUGGCUGUCAUCUCCGGCGUUCUACUCGAAGGGUCAUUUAGAUCUUCACCUCGUAUGGCCGAAGCUCCCCUUCGCGAUUCGAUAUUUUCUCAACCAGAGCGCCACUUUCUCAACGGCGCCUUUUGCGCACCAAAUUUUCAAGGAUCGACACGAGAGAGGCAUUUUAAUUGGGUUCCUCGCUUGGGCUGGUCGAUACCAAUAUGAAUUCCCCUUCCCGGCUUGCUUGUGGGAUGCGCCUGAUAACGAUGAAAGAUGGGGACUUUCUAAGAUUAGCGACUCGAAGACGGCUGCCAUGAUGUAUGAUGGUUUUAAACUCGUCUUUAAACCGCCUGGGAACUGCGAAGCCCCCCCUGACGCCUACCGCAUCGACUGUCCAAUUGAUAGAGAUGCGAUGAUCGGAGAUGGAUACUUGCUAUCGCUCCGCCCUAACGGUGAGCGAGGGAACGCUAUUUGGAAAAGGAGGAUGUGACAAGGCAUCUAGCUAUUCGAUUGAUAGGCUGGAACAUUGACUACCACACCGACUAGUACGCCCUUCGCAGACAUAGUUCUGCAGCAUAUGAAUAACGGAUUCGGGCAGAAUAUGGGGGGCUGGUGGACCAGGAAUUAAUAUACA
Messenger RNA from Eremomyces bilateralis CBS 781.70, 1587 nucleotides. RefSeq lists its product as uncharacterized. Lineage: Eukaryota; Fungi; Ascomycota; Dothideomycetes; Eremomycetales; Eremomycetaceae. The record is from RefSeq and is a predicted model, not a curated record. The coding region runs from base 178 to 1443 and encodes 421 amino acids. The transcript is spliced from 5 exons.